AUGAAUUACCUCCCUUCCACCUCGACGGCCCACUCUCCCGCACAACAAGCUCGGAACAAGAAGAUCAGCGAGCGUCGAAGGCACCUCGCUGGUGGUGGGGCCGACGUUCCCUCUCGGCUCCAGACACGGACGAGCAGCGGCCACCACACGCCGAUCGACCCGACGGGGCCAGGCUGGACACCAUCAACGGAACGUGAGUAGCACGACGUGUCGUUGCAUCCAUGACGUAUGUUUCAUGCAUCGAAUCUGUGUUCGACCACCUCCCUCGGGCCCGGGAGGGUGGAUCAAUCCACGAACCACGGGGGCUCGGGGCCGGGCCUCGGGCUCGCCGUUGGCCGAUAGGCUCAGGCCCAGCUCGUCUGACGGCGCCACCGCCGCACACCGGGCUCUCGCGUGAAAGGGCGGAUCGGCAUGGGGCGCUUGACCUGAAGCGAGCUCGAGCCACGAGGGGUAUCCCUGAGUCGGCCCUCGAUGAUCGCGAUCAAUGACGUUCUGCAUGACAUGGACCCCACGAUCAUCCCCGGUCCUAUCUUUUCGAUGUACAUACUUGGCCGUCGCUGAUUAUUCCAUCCUCCUUCAACUACUGCCAACGUCCACGCCCACAGUACUGGAUCUCGAUUUGUCCUCGCCUUCCUCUUCGGAUUUUGAACACAUCAGCGCGUCCGAGCUCGCGGAUGGGCCGACACUGGAGAUGUCGUCGCCAGCAUCGCUUGGGCCGCAUUUAUCAACGGCGUCCCCGCAAGCGGCCUCUCCCUUCCUCGAACCGAGGGACUCCAGAGGAACAAGAGACGGAGCCUGGUUACCGAUCUCGGCAGUGCCGACCCAAGAUCGCAACACCGGUUUGCGCACUGGGGACGUUGCCGACGCUGACGACUCAGAAUUUUCGCCUCAUGAAGAUGAGCGCCGAGGGCGCGGGCGGGGUCGUACCAAACGCCGAGAAGACGAUCCCACCAUCAGGACGACACUGAUAGAGGAUGCUCUUAGGUCUAGGUGGGUCGCAUUGGGCGUACCGACCUGAAGCGAGGUCGACUGUUCCUGAUCGCCGUGUGCUCGUGGUUUCCUCCCCCCUCCUCUUCCCCUCAAGUCUCGCGACUCUGCUCAGCCUCGCUGCGCCAUACCAAUCACUUUCCCCGGCCAUGUCACAUGUCUCACUCACAUCGUUAGCGUUUCAGUCUUCUUCGGCGACUCCGAAUGAAGCCCUGAGAUCUCCCCAAAGAUCCUUUGUCAACUCCGCGGGCGUCACCUCGGUCUUUGCGGGGCAGCCCCGACCGUCUCCUUUUGCUUUCGCUUUGGACGACGCCUUUGGUGAAGUCGACGACGAUGACGACGAUCUGGCCUCUUCUAUCGCAUCGAUGAGAUCCCAAGAUUCCAAGCACAGCAUGCCCGGGCGCGAGGCCGAAAGAUAUCAAUCACCAAGCGGGGAAGCGAUCGAGUUAAGCUCGUUGUCGUCCGACGAGGGUACCGAGCUGGCGCCUCGCACGGCAGCACAGACGACAUCCGGUAGCGCCCCCGCUUUACCCACUGCCACUCGAGGGCACGAAGCGGAUACACGAAGAGAGCAAACCCAGGACUUGACUCAAAGUCGCCGAGAUUCAACACUUCCCUCCGCGGUCACCGAUCCCGAUUUCUCACCGAUCAGGUCGAGGCCGCUACAGCUUGGUCCUGCGCCCGGUAGUCCACCGGCUCCGUCGAAUCGAGGACGAAGACGAGGCAACCGACGUGGUUCGGCUUCGCCUCUUCCUGCAUCGGUCGAGGAACGACGACGGGCCAGAGCCGCUCGAGGAUCUGCUGAAGGUCUAGAAGGAUCAAUCGGGAAUGGUGAGUCGCCUUGGAAUAUCGGUAAACCCCCACCAGCAAAAUAAGCUGACGCGAGAAUCUAUCUUUAAAUAGCUCGGGUUCAUCGUGAAAGUACCAGAGGGACGAGAUCGCCGAGACCGCCUGCGGCCAGCUUUCGUCAACCCGGAGUGGGCAUGGCUUCAGUUAGGGGUCUCGAUCUCGACACUUCGGCGCGAGCAUCAGAGUGCACGCCAGACCGUCGGCCAACGCCUCUCACUUCGGCUGCGAUGGACGACUGGGACGCCAAAACGACCCAAGACUCGAUCUCGUCGUCUCUCGUCGUCUCGGAACCGUUUUUGCCCUCGUCGGCACCGACGCUCGACCUGUCUUCUUCGGCCGAAGAAUCGCCUUGUCGGAGGACCACGGAUGCCACUGGCAAAGGGUUUUCGUCGACUUCGGGUGGUUCUCGUGAAAGGCGGAUGACGCAACAAUCGGGCGGCUGGUAUGGUUUUCUUGGGCGCUCGGUGGAGCUCAAGGUGUGGCAGGUCGUUGGGCUUUGUGGACUGCUACUGGGUGUUGGGGUAGGGAUCGCGUGAGCCCUGUUCGUUCGGGGCCCGAGUAGGUGUGCGCUCAUGUUGAUGCUUCUUGGCGCCCCUGAUCUCCAGACCAUACCUCCGAAGUCCUGGUCGACUGGGAAACAAACUCCUGACGAUCGCAUGGUGA
Molecule: messenger RNA, 2499 nt
Organism: Microbotryum saponariae
Lineage: Eukaryota; Fungi; Basidiomycota; Microbotryomycetes; Microbotryales; Microbotryaceae
Source: the annotation of a GenBank genome assembly